AUGUAUCCACGACAAAAUGCCAUCCAUGCUGUAGAAGAUAACCCAGCCAUUGAAGAUGCUGUAAAGGUCAUUGAGCCCAACAUUGCAGGAAAUAAUGUCAUUCCAGUUGAUCAAAUUAUUCAGGAAUCAGAAAUCAAUAUUGUUGAAGUUUAUGAUGAAAGGGGCUUCAUCAUCCCUGAAGAUAAGGAAAUGGGCAUUUGGCAACAAUUGAAUAUGGAUGACUCUGAAGAGGAUGAAGUUACAUUUGUACAAGUGCCUGAAAAUCUGCAUGUACUCCAUCCUCCAAAUGAAGACGAAGAAAACAUUUGUACGGUGUGCAGAGUGGCUCCAAGCAGUGGCGUAUUUUCAAAUUUUUUGUGGGGGGGGGUCUAA
Molecule: messenger RNA, 372 nt
Organism: Macrosiphum euphorbiae (potato aphid)
Lineage: Eukaryota; Metazoa; Arthropoda; Insecta; Hemiptera; Aphididae
Source: the annotation of a GenBank genome assembly